AUGUACAUGACAGCGGGUCACCCCAUAUACACACACACAGACACGGUGACGAAACCCGAUCCCUCAAAACCCAUGAUUCCCGACGUCGAGCUUCCACUCUACAAAUACAACCGCCACGUUCCCAAGAUCGGAGAUAUGGACAGUGGCUACACGGCGAUUGGUGGGUGGAUGUUUGAAGCUGUCGGCCGCGUCGUCGACGUGGAACGCCGUCCUGGCGUCAACCACCCGGACGGGACCUUGGUCUGGGUUGAGCCCAUAGCGGAUCGUAUGGAACACUUUGUCAUCCCAUAUCACACCCCGGAGCUGGCCAUGUUCACUAGCAUCGCGAGCUGGAACUGGGACAUUCCCAGUACUAGGUGCAAGCCACUCCCUAGGGUUGGUGAAGUGGCAGACGGGAUCCGGGUUCUUCCUGAUGGGAUUUGUUUUGUGAGAAGGGGGCGUGUCAUCAAGGUGCAGGAAGACCCCUAUAGGGUUGUUUUUAUUGAGCCCGAGUCCCCUGAGCAUCCUCGAUCCGAAGGGUUUCCUCGUGUCCAGCGGCCAGAGGAUGUUGGAUUACAGAGAGAACCUGUCGUCGAGCGGCCUCACGCAGUUCGAUUCCAAGGAAAUCGUGACUUCGAGCGGAGCGACGAUGUUCCAUCCAACUAA
Molecule: messenger RNA, 645 nt
Organism: Aspergillus calidoustus
Lineage: Eukaryota; Fungi; Ascomycota; Eurotiomycetes; Eurotiales; Aspergillaceae
Source: the annotation of a GenBank genome assembly